Molecule: messenger RNA, 575 nt
Organism: Neopsephotus bourkii (Bourke's parrot)
Lineage: Eukaryota; Metazoa; Chordata; Aves; Psittaciformes; Psittacidae
Gene: BBIP1
Product: BBSome interacting protein 1
Exons: 3
Coding region: 82-297 (71 amino acids)
Biological process (GO): receptor localization to non-motile cilium; cilium assembly
Cellular component (GO): BBSome
Source: RefSeq, a predicted model, not a curated record
ACCGCAGGGUUACCACGCAGCGCAUGCCGGGAGCUGUAGUUCUCCCCUCCACAGAAGUGCGCAUGCGCAGACGGAGCCGCCAUGCCGGAGGGGAAGGCAGCGUUCCAGGAGGUGCUGCCCAAGCAAGGGCAGCUGUCGGUGGAGGACACGGCAUCCAUGGUGCUGUGCAAGCCCAAGGUGCUGCCGCUCAAGUCGGUGUCGCUGGAGAAGCUGGAGGCGCUGCAGCGGGCGGCACUGGAGGCGGCGGCGCGGCAGGCUGAGGAGGCACCGCAGCCUCAGCCCCAGCCCCAACCGUAGCCCAGGCCCCGAAGAGGGGGCCGGUGCCCUGCGGUGUCCGUGACUCGGAGCUCACAGUUUUUCACUGUCACCAACAUGGAUCGUUGUGACACCUGAAGCUUCCAUCUCAGUACUGCACUGAUCCCUAGCAAGCAGAUCAGCAGAACAGAGGAGAAGCAGGCGUUCAUCCUCUGGAGAGCACACAGGCCUGCAACAGACUCAUUGGAGGCUUAUUUUCCUCAACUAUUUAUCCCAUAACAGGAUAACCAUAACACCUUAAUAAACUUUUUACCAGUCCA